GUGGGAAGCGGUCGGAAGGAAGGAGCGGAAGGGCUCCAGUCCUCCUCCUCCUCCGGCUCUCUCCCUUUCUCUGCCCGGUUUGCAUCGGUGGCCCAGGCAACGAGCGGCCAGGGCGGACGGAGCCCACAAGGCAGGUCGGCGGAGAGACGCGCACAGGGAGCGCGCCGCGAUCCAAGGCGGGGAGGCGGCGGCGAAGAAGAUGAUGAUGAUGCGGCGCCCGCCUCCGGGAUCCUGCCGGCCACAACCCUCGCCCCCUUCUCCGCCUCCCGAUCCAGCCUCGAGGGCGUCUUAGGACUCGCACCGAGGACCCGGCGGCGAGGCGGGGAUCCGAACCCACCACCUCGGGGUCGCGCUCCGGCACUCGCGGUCCUCCGGCACUCGCGGACAGGGGUGGAGAAGGGGGCCUCGAUCCGAGGCCAUGGCCGUCCAAGCGGCCACUCUCUACCCCCAUCAUCCUUUCCUCUCCUUCUGUUUUUCUCCCGCGGCGGCGGAGCCGGAGAAAAGCUACGGGGACGGGGGAUCGCUUCUGCUCCGCGGGGACGGGAGGGGCAGCGAUCCGGGCGACCUCAAGGAAGCCACCCGGGACCUCUUGAGCUUCAUCGACUCGGCCUCCAGCAACAUCAAGCUGGCGCUGGACAAGCCCGGGAAGUCCCGGCGGAAGGUCAACCACCGCAAGUACCUGCAGAAGCAGAUCAAGCGCUGCACCGGCAUGAUCGCGGGAGGAGGAGGAGGAGGAGGGAGCGGCGGGACCCCCACGGCCGCCCCCUCCCCGGCCAGCCCGGAGGCUGCCUCGAAUAUGAGCAAUAAUAAUAAUAAUAAUAAUAGCCACCCGCUUCAGACGACUAAUAAAAAGUCCACUUCGGCCGGCGGCUCUCUAUCGCCUCCUGGCGGCAGCGGCGCGCCCAACAAGCCGACGGGGAAGCGGGAAGGAAGCGGCAUCUCUUAA
Pogona vitticeps (central bearded dragon) is the source of this 946-nucleotide messenger RNA. RefSeq names its product family with sequence similarity 181 member B (gene FAM181B). Lineage: Eukaryota; Metazoa; Chordata; Lepidosauria; Squamata; Agamidae. The record is from RefSeq and is a predicted model, not a curated record.